Molecule: messenger RNA, 459 nt
Organism: Sphenostylis stenocarpa
Lineage: Eukaryota; Viridiplantae; Streptophyta; Magnoliopsida; Fabales; Fabaceae
Source: the annotation of a GenBank genome assembly
AUGAGCCCUCUAAUCAGGCUAGCCUUAACAAUCAACUUCAUUUCCACUUCCCAUACCUUCACAUCGCUCUUUAACCUCUUAACUUUCCCUCAUACCCUUCUCAAAUGGACAUCACAUUUCAUUUUCCUCCACUUCUCCCAUCCCUUAUCAUGCACCCUCUUUCGAGAUAACUCCGCAACCUGCACCUCCAUCUCACGGGAAGAUUGCGCCGUCUGUCUCUGCAGAAUGGAAGAAAGAGAAGAAGAGAUUGUAACCCUGCGCUGUGAACAUGCCUUUCACAGAGGUUGCUUCGACACUUGGGUUGCUUUCAACUCUGCCGCCACCACCACUUGCCCUCUCUGCAGAGAUUCAGUGUCUCCAAAACGGAAGAUUGUUGGAGAGUGUCAACCUCGUAUUCUUCCAUUUCAUUCUUCUUGUUCUAUCAACAAUCAUGAAUCUGAGAUAAAGUGGUUACGAUGA